UUUUGCAGGGAUAGCUGGGAGUAUGGCCACCCUGCUCCACGAUGCGGUAAUGAAUCCAGCAGAAGUCGUGAAGCAGCGCAUGCAGAUGUACAACUCGCCACACCGGUCGGCCCUCAGCUGCGUCUGGACGGUGUGGAGGACCGAGGGCUUGGGGGCCUUCUACCGGAGCUACACCACUCAGCUGACCAUGAACAUUCCCUUCCAGUCCAUCCACUUCAUCACCUAUGAGUUCCUGCAGGAGCAAGUCAACCCUCACCGGGGCUACAACCCGCAGUCCCACAUCAUCUCAGGUGGGCUGGCCGGGGCCCUCGCCGCAGCCGCCACCACCCCCCUGGACGUCUGCAAGACCCUCCUCAACACGCAGGAGAACAUGGCCCUCAACCUGGCCAACAUCAGCGGCCGGCUGUCGGGCAUGGCCAACGCCUUCCGGAUGGUAUACCAGCUCAAUGGCCUGCCCGGCUACUUCAAGGGCAUGCAGGCCCGCGUCAUCUACCAGAUGCCCUCCACUGCCAUUUCCUGGUCCGUCUAUGAGUUCUUCAAGUACUUCCUCACCAAGCACAAGCUGGAGAAUCGAACUCCAUACUAAAGGAAUGGGCUGUGGGCAGUGGUUCCAGAAUCUUUUAUUUUUAAAAGGCUUUCCCUGCCUGCCUCCGUUCCCUUGUCCUCGCACCGAGGUGAUUUUGGCGGGGUGUUUGCAGGAUGGGCCCUCCGCUCCCCUGAUGCCUUAGAGGGAGGGGACAGCCGCUUACCGGAAGGCCGUCCGCAGGGACAUCCGAGGUGGUAGGUGGGGAAAGACUGGAAGGGAAGCGACAAAUGGCUUUUUGUCUCCCUUCCUCUGGCAAGAAUGUAGCUUUUCUGCCUCACUGUAGCAGUCUCCUGCCCUAGGCUCGCAGUUGGCUCGAGAGGGGAGAAAAUGUGCAGUGACUGAAAACAUUAAAGAAAAAAAAGAGAGUUCUGUAUAUAAAAGUUCCAGCACACAGUAUAAAAUAGAUGGAUAAUGUUUAUCCUUUAUUUUUCUACGUAGACCUUUUUGGAUUUGUGUGUGUG
This is a messenger RNA of Puma concolor (puma), 1047 nucleotides long. The record is from RefSeq and is a predicted model, not a curated record. Lineage: Eukaryota; Metazoa; Chordata; Mammalia; Carnivora; Felidae.